Messenger RNA from Labrus bergylta (ballan wrasse), 3109 nucleotides. It is a transcript of the gene laptm4b, whose product is annotated as lysosomal protein transmembrane 4 beta. Gene Ontology annotation, cellular component: lysosomal membrane. Lineage: Eukaryota; Metazoa; Chordata; Actinopteri; Labriformes; Labridae. The record is from RefSeq and is a predicted model, not a curated record.
UCAUGUGACUCCGGGAUGAGCCAGAUUAGCGGCUGCUCUCCGUUUGCCAGGAGUCCACACAAACAGGCAAACAUCGUUUCAACACGGACGCUGGACGAGGACGUGAACUAUUCCACCUUCUUUUGGGACAUUUCAGCCGUGACCAAUUACAUUUUCGGCAGCAUUCAUGAACUAGCUCUAAAUUCAUAGCAGGAUAAAAAUCAUGAUUUCGCCGUGGGACCGGUGGUACUCGACGAGCUGCUGCCUCUGCUGCCAUGUACGGACGGGCACCAUCAUUCUGGGAAUAUGGUACAUGCUCAUCAAUGCCGUGGUCCUACUCAUCCUGUUGUCGGCUCUCAAUGACCCAGUUCAAUACCGCUACCACCUUACCAGCUCUGAGCUCGGAACCGACAUUGAUGUCAUGGAUGAUGCAAAUAUCUGCAUAGCCACUGCAAUAUCCCUACUCAUGAUUCUCAUAUGUGGCAUGGCGACGUACGGUGCUUACAAGCAACACGCUGCUUGGAUCAUUCCAUUCUUCUGCUACCAAAUCUUCGACUUUGCCCUUAACACACUUGUAGCCAUUAGUGUGGUGGUUUAUCCCAACACGGUGCAGGACUACCUCCAGCAGCUGCCAGGGACAUUCCCUUACAAAGAGGACAUCAUGUCCACCAACAACUUGUGCCUAGUCUUUGCAGUCCUCCUCUUCAUCGGCUGCAUUCUCUCCUUCAAGGCCUACCUGAUUGGCUGUGUGUGGAACUGCUACAGAUACGUGAGCGGCAGGGGUACCACGGAGGUUCUGGUUUAUGUCACCACCAACGACACCACGGUUCUGCUGCCGCCGUACGAGGAGGCCAUUGCCAUACCGCCCAAGGAGCCCCCUCCCCAGUAUAUGGAGGCAUGAGAGACAUCCUCGGACCUUGUACCCUGAAACCCUCCCAAUACCAUCACAUCUCCCUCCAACAGUAGGACCCCCCAACGCUGGCUGGUUUAUGAUGAAAAACAAGACCAAACAAAGUCUUACCGGCUGGUUUCAGCUUGGAUUCUUGCCAACCUUAGAUUAGAUUAGGAGGACCCUGAUCCAGUAUUGACAUCAACUCCCCACCCCCCCGAAACACCACUCCUGGUUGUUGUGACGUAUUGUCCUCCCCCUAUAUCGUCUCCUCUGUCCUCCUCCAAGGACAGAACCGCAGCAACUUUAGCCGCUCCCAACCCUCCCUCUUGGCAGCUGCCAUGUCACCUGGCAGCGCCUGAACUCUUGCACGCCCUGAACACUCUGUCCCAAACUUAAUCUGCACUUUUCUUUAAGUGAAACUUGCACCGGUCUGGCCACCAACUGUUAACCUCCCCUGAUACUGUGAAUCUCCCUUGUGGUCUUUGUCUAGAAACAAACUACCUGAAGAGAGACAGAGAGAGAGAGAGAGAGAGAGAGAGAGAGUGAGAAGGAAAAGCGACAUACACGUUCGGUUAUGCAAGAGCACUUAUUUUUUCCAGAAAAGGACAAAUUCCUUCAUUGAAUGUAAUGUCGAGGUAUUUUUGUAUGACUUUUUUGUAUAACAGUGAAAACAGAGAGAAAAAGAAGCGAGGAGUGAAGGCUGUCCUGUCCUGAUAAAAUAUCAUUCAUCUGUGUGUCAAUGUAACUCUGUCCUGCUGGAAAUCACAUUGAAAAAAAAAAAAAGGUUCCUUAACCAGUACCAACAACUGUCCGUCUUCCUUUUGUAUCAGUCUAAACACUGUCUGUGAACCUGUAACUCACUGACUGCCAGUAAAAAAAAAAAACUUGUGCACCCAUUGACUUGUAUCAGAAUAUUCCAGUUUGCCUUCCUGUCUGUUCCCAUAUCGCAAAAGUUAGUACUGGCAUUGAUGUAAUCAUCAAGUGAGGCACUUAUCACGACGUUUCACAUAUUCUCACACUUCAGAUUCAAUGAUAACAUCAAUACUGUCAAAUUGUAAAUGUGUCAACAUUUAUGAUUGAAAAUGUUUGUCUUGUGUUCCCGUAUAGUUUCAACAGCAUUGUCUGUGUCUUUGUUUUCUGUUCUUUCUUUUUUUUUUCUUUUCUUUUUUUACAUGGAUCAUGGUAUACAAUCUGAUCUUUUUAGAUAAGCUAACUUAGCUGGACUGAGGGCAUUUUCCUAUAAAGACGGCGUGACAUGCUGUAUAUGCAGUGACUGUCUAAGUGUGUGUGUGUGUGUGUGUUUGCGGGCCUGAGUGUUGUUGUCGAAACUCCCAGGUCCUUUAUAUGUUGUAACAUUUUUCUUGCACAUACAGUGAUAUCAUUUUGAGAUAUUUCCUGUGCUGGUGACCUUUUUGAAAUGAUCCAUGGAUGGGAAUCUAAAGUAUUGAUUUAGCUUAGAGUAGUAGCACAAAACAUACAGGACAAACACAACUAAAGGAGCUAGAUGCUUGUCUUUUGUCCUUUUGCCUGGAACUAUUCAGGCAAUACGUAAAGACAUAAUAAUGGAACAAGCAUUAUAAGAUCAACCUAAUCCCUCUUUUUCCAAUCAUUCCUGUGUAGUAUUGGAUAUAAACAGGAGAGCAUCAUUUUGUCACUCAGACUAUGCAGAACAACUUGUUAGACCUAGAAAUACUAGUACCAGGAAGUAGUACUGCGUCUGAUACUAAUGCUGUAGUGAAUACUGUAGCCAUGUGUUGGCCCCUUCAUCAUUGUCCCCUGUGUGAAUUAUGACCACUGCUUCUGCAAAUCCAACAAAGCUGAAAAAUGAAAAUGCACUUUAAAUCAGCGACAGUGACAACUGAUGUGCUUGUGUUUUGUUCAUCUUGACUAUGAGGUGUGCUGUAGCUAAGUGGUUCUAAUAUGAGCAGCAGCCGUCCUCUGGAUGAUGGAAGCUUGUAAAAAAAAGAAAAAAUAAUGAUACAGAUAUUUGUUGUCUGUUAUGUGACUGUGAAGCUGACGGAUCCUAACCUGACUGUGAGGAGAAUUUGAGCUGAGUCGUGCAGGGUUUAGGGGAAAAGGUUUGCAGAGUAAUCCGGACCAGUGGACAGCUGAUGCCUAAUUUGAUUAGAAUCACUUCUUGGCUGUUCUCUCUGUCGCUUUUCCAUUCACACACACGUCCUCUUGUUGGAUCUGCAUGAGCCCAUGUCUUUAAUUCUGAAUAAUAAAAAACAGAAUCAA